This is a messenger RNA of Morus notabilis, 1734 nucleotides long. Its product is annotated as probable purine permease 10. NCBI's taxonomy places the organism in Eukaryota, Viridiplantae, Streptophyta, Magnoliopsida, Rosales, Moraceae. The record is from RefSeq and is a predicted model, not a curated record. The transcript has 3 exons. Gene Ontology annotation, cellular component: membrane. Bases 194 to 1330 code for a protein of 378 amino acids. Gene Ontology annotation, molecular function: purine nucleoside transmembrane transporter activity.
CAAUCUCCCAUUUGCUUAUUCAAAAAUUUGGUCACCGUUCUAUUAAAUAAGAAGGAGACAAAAUGUGGCAAUUUAAGGCAACACCUCUAAGUUGCAAGAUUCAAUGAGAUUUUAGCAUCAUUAAAAAAAAAAAAAAAAAAAAACACUAAAAUCUCUCUCUCUCUCUCUCUCUCUCUCUCCUCAUCAUUUGGACAUGGGAGAACCUCAAGAAGUGCAACUCAGCGUCACUGUAGCUCAGGAAGCUAAUGAAGCAAACCCUCAUGGCCACACAAAUGGUGCAAUCAAUCAGUCACGUAUUCCUCAGCCAAGAAGAAAACUUAUAAGCUGGAUUCGAAUCGGUAUCUACGCGAUCUUUCUUCUUGCUGGUCAGUCAGUAGGAAUGCUGUUGGGGAGAUUGUAUUUUGACAAAGGUGGAAAUAGCAAAUGGAUGGGGACUCUUGUUCAGCUUGUAGGCUUUCCAAUCCUGCUUCCCUACUAUUUGUUCUCACCAAAGAAGAAUAAAAAUGCUAUAACAGAAAGUAGCACUAAUAUCAUCAGUUUAAAACCACCUUCUACUUUACUCCUUGCAUCAAUUUAUACUGUUCUUGGCAUACUUAUAGCUGCAGAUUGCUAUUUGUACUCUGUUGGGCUAAUGUAUCUUCCUGUGUCUACUUACUCACUCAUAUGCGCAUCGCAAUUAGCCUUCAAUGCUUUUUUCUCCUUCUUUCUCAACUCUCAAAAGUUCACUUUUUACAUCAUAAAUUCCUUGGUGCUUCUCACCCUCUCCUCGACUCUCCUUGUGUUUCAAUCGGGGUCUGAUGACACUCACAAUAAUUCUAAAGGGAAGUAUGUGAUCGGUUUCAUUUGCACCGUUGGUGCGUCUGCAGGGUAUGGAUUGGUGCUCUCCUUGACACAAUUCUUCCUCAAUAGAGUCUUGAAAAGGGAAAGUUUUUCAGUGGUCAUGGAUAUCUUAGUGUAUCAAUCACUUGUUGCAAGCUUGGCAAUUCUUGUAGGGCUUUUCGCUAGUGGGGACUGGAAAGGUUUGGACGAGGAGAUGAACUCGUUCGAGCUUGGGAAGUUGUCCUAUGUCAUGACACUAGUAUGGACAGCCAUAAUAUGGCAGCUCUUCGGCAUUGGGGCAAUUGGGUUGAUUCUCGAGGUGUCCUCACUCUUCUCCAAUGUCAUGAGCGUUUUGGGUUUGCCUAUUGUCCCGGUUUUAGCAGUGUUCUUCUUUCACGAGAAGAUGGAUGGGAUAAAGGUUAUGGCAUUGCUCUUGGCUAUUUGGGGCUUCAUUUCAUAUAUUUAUCAGAGCUACCUUGACGAUUAUAGCUCCAAGAAAGAGAGCAGCUAAAAGGGUGAAUACAGCCCAUUAAAGUUAAAAGAGAUGGAAUUGUCCAAAAGUCCACCUAGCGGUUUCCUUUGUCGUGUGAUUAACUUACCAAAUUUAAGAAGAUCCAAUUGCCAAUCAAGUGGUCAGCUCUUAGCCUUCUCCAACCUUGCAAUCCGUGGAUUAUCAUGCCAUUUUUAGCAUCCAAAUGUGUGCAGCUCAUUGCUAAGAAUUCCAACCGUGAUUAACUUCCAAAUUUGAGCUUCAAAUGAUAUUUAAAAGUUUCCCAAAACUUGUGGAUGCUGGAGGUUGUCAAAGUUAUACCUUGAUUCCUUGCACAUAGUCAUCUUGAAGUCCAGGUUCAUGCCUUAGCCGUCUAUUACCUACCCUUUCUCCAAAUUGAUUUGUAGUUUUAUUUUCUUUCCAUU